CUUCCCUUGCUCUGCUGCGUUUCUUCCUCCUCCAAAAGAGAGAAGGGAAAAAAAAAAAAAAACCAGAAACUCCACCGCACAGAGGCAGAGAGUGUUGGGAUGAGAGGGUUACGAAGAUUGGUUGGACAAAGUCUUUCAUCUCACAGAGGAUGCGAAGCUUCUGGACAAUUUCAUGGCUUCCGAUUCAUCUCUCGCCGGGCCUAUUUACUAUCUGCUUAUUCACCUGCCACGACGUCGUAUCAGGGUCGGCAUAACUCCCCCUUUUCGUCUUCUGAAUCUCCCUUCACUUCUAUGAAAUGGGGCUUUCUCGGUGGGCAGAAGAGAAGCAUGUUUAUUCAAACUCAAUCCACACCCAACCCUGCAUCUCUUAUGUUUUAUCCUGGGAAGCCUGUUAUGGAAGUUGGCAGUGCGGACUUUCCGAAUGCCCGUUCGGCCAUGAAUUCAACACUGGCCAAAGCCCUUUAUGGAAUUGAUGGUCAAAAGUGUAGAGCAAGAACACGAUGCUGAUGAUGAAGGAGCAGCACUAACGGGUCAGAUGGAAUAGAAACAUAUAAUUCUGUGCAAAACAGGCGUAUUAUAUAAAGGUGAGCUCAAGAGGUAUUUGGGGUGUGCAAUUCCUGUACAGGAGCAAAUAAAGUUAUUAUAGUUAAUUUAUUAAAUGGUAGAGCAUUAUGGAGUUAUUGGUGUAGGUAGUUGCAUCAUAAGAAUUUUGAGCUUGUAAGAACACUGUAUAACAAGGGGAAGGACGAUUGAUUUACUGUUACCACUUCAAUUUUUUUGUUCAUUAGAAGUCUACUUAAUAUUCACAUUGUCCCUGUACUGCUAGUUAUUUAUUUGUUUUCCUAUAUUGUUGCGUUGCACCAUGCUGGUCUGUUGUUAUGAGAUGAACUAUUGAAUCAUUUUUUAUU
Messenger RNA from Prunus avium (sweet cherry), 908 nucleotides. The record is from RefSeq and is a predicted model, not a curated record. NCBI's taxonomy places the organism in Eukaryota, Viridiplantae, Streptophyta, Magnoliopsida, Rosales, Rosaceae.